Messenger RNA from Echinococcus granulosus, 3510 nucleotides. RefSeq lists its product as hypothetical. The coding region runs from base 1 to 3510 and encodes 1169 amino acids. NCBI's taxonomy places the organism in Eukaryota, Metazoa, Platyhelminthes, Cestoda, Cyclophyllidea, Taeniidae. The record is from RefSeq and is a predicted model, not a curated record. The transcript is spliced from 15 exons.
AUGCGCAGGCAUGUAGCUCCUUUAAUAUUCAUUCAGAGCCUUUUGUUAUUAUCUCAACUUGUUCAUGCUGAGUCAAUAACAACGUGCUAUGGCGAGACUUUGUCAAUAGGCUGCAGCGAGGACAGUUUCAUUCUUGUUAAUUUUGCUGCAUUUGGCGUCUUCGGCACAAGCGACAAAUGUAGUGCACAAUCAACUGCUGAAUGUUGGGUGGAUUCUACAUAUUUUGUCUCAGCUAUAUGUACGGGUCAUCAUUUCUGUCAAUCCAAAGUUCAAUAUUCGCACGAUCUUUCAUCGAAGUCGCUGAGAUACAAAUGUGCGGGUGUCGUUGAACUUACAGCUCCUCGUCUGUUUGUGCAAUAUCUGUGUAUUAUCUCAACUCUGUUAUCAUCGAUACAGGAUGUCAGGAGCUUGGAUGCAGAUCACGUUGGUGGUUUUCUAGCUACACACGACUAUCAAUUAUCGGUCAAGACUCCAGAAUGGAAGACGGACUUAUCGGAGGAGUAUUGUACUCAGUGGAAUUUACCCAGUGUCAUUUCAAUUCCAGCUCCCCAAGGGGGUCUUGGGAUAGUUAUCAAACUCAGGGACAUUGGUGAACUCUAUAGACCUCUGAGCACACACACACAUCGGUAUCGGUUUGCUCACGUAGAAGAGAAACUCGACCCCAAAAACCGGUGCAUUUUUUCAAUCUCCAUCCACGAAGACGCGCAAUCAACAGUCGCACGAAGCACGCUUGUAAGAGAAAACCCAAUCGAUAAUUAUCGACCGCCAAGUGCAAGGCGAAAGCAACUAUCGUGUCGUCUCCUUCCCUCCCUUCUCCUCCUUCGCGCCAUUAAACGACGACGUGGAGAGCGCAAGGGGGGCUGGAUGUCUUGUAAUAAAGGUGUCUGGGGCUACAAGUGUCUCGGUUUGAGAUCCGUUGGUACUCCCUGUCUCUCCGACUACCUUCGAAUGGAUGUCACCACCACAGCCACGCAACACCGUCUGCGUCUCGAGGUCUGUCCCUACGCCAGCUCGGAUGGCUGGGGUGCUCUCAUUACUAAUGAAUACCUUCAACAGCCAGAGAAGGUUGAAGAUGAGGACGAAACCUACUAUGGAUUUGCCUCAGCUGUCCCUGGCACUUCAGUCCUGGUCUUUGGACCAGCAUACAACUUCACCUCCAUUGACUUUGAAGUGAAUUUGCAGCUAGGAGGCGCGGUGGAUCAUACGAGUGGAGGCAAUGCCACAUCAAUAAUGCGUCACGGAUGGGUCAAGGGCUUACUGUUUGAGUAUAUACUGCUCUAUUGCCCCCCGCUACCCGAUGUCCUAGAGGUUGGAGGUCAUUUGGGCUAUGCGCUGCACACCCACACUGAUGCCACGGGAGCCACAGUGGCCGUCGCCGAGAUUGGCUGUCUGCCCGAUCGGUUUGUCUUUCCUUUCUCCACUGUUGCAGCCACUAGCACCUCGCUCCACUUGAGUGACUUUGAGCCCCUGAAGAACCGAUUGGUGCUUCAGUGCGACCACCACAGAAGGCAGUGGAUACCUGAUCCGCCUCCUGGAGGUUGCAUGACCCGUGAGGAGAUUAAUGCCGUCUUGAAGGCACUGCUGAAUUCCAAGACAACUACAAUAGCACCACCUGACACGACAGAGGCUGUUAAGGAAACAAUAAAGACCACCAAUUUAACGACUACAGCAACAACAACGAAUACCACUGUCGCCGCCAUGACAAUGCCAAGCACAACUUCUGAGGCAUCAGUCCUCACUGACCCCCUAAAAUCGCCUUCAAAGAUUGAUAGGAGCAACAGUAGCGCUGCAGAGAACGCCAGCCUGUCUCAUGGAUCCUCCGCUGCAAUGGGUGCAAUAUUUGGAUUCAUUUUGUGUCUCCUCAUUCUCUUAAUCGUCGUCUUUAUUUUCCGCCAGAGGCUCUUACGAACGGUUCGUUCCAAGUUGGUGACUAGCAAUACUCUUCCUGGUCGAUUCCCUGGCUCUGGAAUGUUCAUGAACACCCUCUCGGGUUCCCUCACCUUUUCGCGUCACCGCAAGAACCCUUACUUCUCUCCCUCCCGCCAUCCUACCGUUAUAAUGUCUCAAUCCGCCGUCUCCAUUCCUCACCAUCCUCAACACUGGCUCAACGGUUCCAGCAUCAGUGUUGUAAAACCCACAUCUGCCGCAGUCUCACUUGGCAACCUUCAUGCCUCGAAACCCUCCCUUUCACGCCUUCCGCCUCCUUCCAUUUCGUCGACACAGGCAGCAAGUGCUGUGCAAGACGCCCAACAGCAGCCUGGACCACCCUCUUCGGUGACUACACCAAAUUCGACGUCACUAAGCACUCAAAGGCAAACUCUACUAUCGGCGGACACGGUGACGACCAAUGUGUCAGCCGGGCAGCCAUCGCCAACUAUUACGAUGGGAUAUUGUGGAGCGUCCGCAGAUAGACUCGCAGAGGGUUUCACUGAAACCCCUGAUGUUAAUCAGGUGUUUUCGGCCACCCUUCCUUGGAAAUCGAAGCCCCAAGGCGGUGUCGCAGGUGGACUGAAGCGUCUCUCAACCUUUAUUCGUUCUGCCAUGAGUGGAUCAUCUGCAUCCUUCAACGGUCACCAUAGUAACCAUGGCAAUCAUCACCAGCAAACGAUGGCAACGCCAGGGGCGGCAAGACGGAAAAACUUCGCUGGGCCUUGGCCUUCCGCCUCUUUCGCUUCCUCCCCUACCUCCACAGCUAAUUCAGUGGGCCUAUUCAGCUCCGCUCAAUCGAGAUCAAGCUACACCUCGGAUGUUACUAUUCAGCCCAUCCCCUCUCCGCUGGGAUCACUGGGUCGAAGCAGCCUAGGUCAGAUCCCGGUGGAUCGCAAGGCUCCAGUGUACCUUGUCGACUCCUCGAUGUGCCAUUUGAACAAUCAGCAGAGAGAAGCCACUACUCCCACCAACGUCGCAAACGCUACACUUGGAGGUGGAGCGAGACGAGGGAUGAGGAAGACAACCCCUUUGCCCCCACUGCCACCUCUUCAUCCCCAUUACUUCAACACCAAUCAGCAGCAAAAUCAACAACUGCACAAACAGCAGCAGGAAUCCAACUCUUUGUCGGGCCAGGGACCCCAUGGGAAAACGGCAACCCUCAAUAUGGAUACCUAUUUAGAGCCCAUCGACGGUGUGGACUCUUUGGGGCGGUCAGACACCAUCCCCGCGGCUGAAGAUCUCUCUGUCACUGAGGUGAUAUCCGGUGGCACCUUCUCUGAAGUCGGCAUGAGUCAUGGGAGUGUGCCGGAAGGCACAUUUAUCAUGCUGCGGCUAUCAGCACGGCUCGCAGGCGAAGCCCGCGAUCAGAAGGACCAUGACGAGGUCCUUAAGCGACCGUAUAAUCAAAACACUGAGUUGAACGAACAAUCAAAGUAUUAUGCAGCCCCUCUUUUCUUUCAAGCACUCCACAUGGCCAACCUUCCUCGUCAGCCAUCCCAACGUAGUCAGUGCUAUGAUAAAAACACCAAUAAACCAGCCACGACAGUCAUCGAAGUGGUGCACAAUCAAGACGACGUUUAA